CGCGAUUUAAAUUUUAACCGUCAACGGUCUGUGUCUCCGCCUCUGCUUAUUUUUCAUCCGUUCUACUCGUUUCAUUUUCUGGAAUAAAAAAAGUAAACGCGAAUAUGGAAAGUGGUUCUUCAACCGAAGAACAUUCGAAGGACUCAACAAUUUCGAUUUGUGUUUGGAAACUGCGACGCUAUGGUCGAUUUAUCCCCGAAGGCAAAGCAAAACCCAAAUCCUCGGCCAGUAACGUUAACUGUGCGUGGAAGAUCUUCGAGUCCAGUGAAAGCGCUGGCCAGCUGGAGCUCAAUAUUCUGGCCUCUGGUCAUCUGCUAGUGUCUCAAGGCCAGGAACUCUUGGAGGGCUUUUCUCUGCUCGACGCACAGAGCUUCUUUGAAAAUCCAGCACAAAGUCAGACAGUCUGCUAUUCAACAUGA
Carassius auratus (goldfish) is the source of this 419-nucleotide messenger RNA. Its product is annotated as meiotic recombination protein REC114-like. The coding region runs from base 105 to 419 and encodes 104 amino acids. NCBI's taxonomy places the organism in Eukaryota, Metazoa, Chordata, Actinopteri, Cypriniformes, Cyprinidae. The record is from RefSeq and is a predicted model, not a curated record. The transcript has 3 exons.